AUGGCGGCGGCGGCGGCGGCGGGCGGAGCGAGCCGCGGGCUCUGGGGGCGCCUGAGGGACAGCCGGCUCGCCCAUCCAUCCAUCCAUCCAUCCAUUCCCGGGGUCUCUCAUCUCCCUGACCCCCCUGUCUGUCUGUCCAUUCCCCGUCCAUUCCCCGUCCAUCCAUCCAUCCAUCCAUCCAUCCAUCCAUUCCCGGGGUCUCUCCUGUCCCUGACCCCCUGUCCAUCUAUUCCCCAUCCAUCCAUCCAUCCAUCCCUCCCCAUCCAUUCCCCAUCCAACCAUUCCCCAUCUAUCCAUUCCCGGGGGUCUCUCCCUCAUUCCCUGUCCCUGACCCCCCUGUCCAUCCAUUCCCCAUCCAUUCCCCAUCCAUCCAUCCAUCCAUCCAUCCCGGGGUCUCUCCUGACCCUGACCCCUUCUCCAUCCAUCCUGUCCCUGACCCCUUGUCCGUCCAUCCAUUCCCCAUCCCUCCCCAUUCCUCCAUUCCCCAUCCACCCAUCCCUUCCCCACCCCUCCCGCUCCCUCCCCGCAGGCCGCUGGUGCCGAGCCCUGCUCCGCGACUACUCCACCUCCGUGCGCGAAGCCGCCGCCGCCGCCCGGCGCCGCCCGCUGCCCGCGCUGCUCUCCGCCGCCUCGCUGGCGCUGUGCGCGGCGCUGGCGCGCUCCGUGCCGGACCGGGACUCUCUGGAGAGCGCGGCCGUGGCGGCGGCGGCCGAGCUGGGGCGGCUCCCGGCGGGGUCGCGGAGCCCCCGCGCCGAGCGCAGGGUGCGGCGGCUGCUGCGGCUGCGGGAGCUGGGGCGGCUCCGCGUCCGCGACCUGGGGCUGGUGGCCGUGGCCGCGGCCGAGCCCCGGGCCGCCGACGCCGCGCUCUACUCGGCGCUGUGCCCGCACCUCCGCCCGCCGCCCUGGAGCUUCGGGGAGCUGCUGGAUUUGGGCUUCCUGGGGCGCUGGUGGCUGCUGCGGGAGGCGCUGAAGGACUGCGACGUCAACGACGAGGAGUUCGGGCACCUGCCGGAGCCGCUGCGCCGCCUGAGCCGCCGGGAGCUGCGCUCGGAGCGCAACGAGCGCCUGCACCGCCAGAACCGCAGCGCCGUGGAGCUGAGCCCCGCCGUGGAGCUGAGCCCCACGGAGCUGAGCCCCGCCGCGGAGCUGAGCCCCGCCAGAAGCACAGCGCCGUGGAGCUGAGCCCCGCCGCGGAGCUGAGCCCCACGGAGCUGAGCCCCGCCGCGGAGCUGAGCCCCGCCAGAAGCACAGCGCCGUGGAGCUGAGCCCCGCCGUGGAGCUGAGCCCCACAGAGCUGAGCCCCGCCAGAAGCACAGCGCCGUGGAGCUGAGCCCUGCCAUGGAGCUGAGCCCUGCCGUGGAGCUGAGCACCGCCGUGGAGCUGAGCCCUGCGGAGCUGAGCCCUGCCGUGGAGCUGAGCCCCGCGUGGAGCUGAGCCCCGCCGUGGAGCUGAGCCCCGCGGUGGAGCUGAGCCCCGCCGUGGAGCUGAGCCCCGCCGUGGAGCUGAGCCCUGCCGUGGAGCUGAGCCCCGCGGUGGAGCUGGGCACCGCCAGAACCACAGCGCCGUGGAGCUGAGCCCCGCCGCGGAGCUGAGCCCCGCCACGGAGCUGAGCCCUGCCGUGGAGCUGAGCCCCGCCGUGGAGCUGAGCCCCGCCGUGGAGCUGAGCCCCGCCGUGGAGCUGAGCCCUGCCGAGAGGGGCGGCCCGCGACGGGCUGAGAACGGGGAGAAGCGGGGAGGAAAAAUGCGUGAAUAAUAUGGGUGAAAAAAAGUGAAAAAAUGCGUGAAUAUGUGGGGAAAAAAUGCGUGAAUAUGGGUAAAAAAAGUGGAAAAAUGCGUCAAUAUAUGGGGGAAAAAAGGGAAUGUGGGGGGAAAAAAGGCGAAAAAAUGCGUGAAUAUGGGUGAAAAAGGUGGAAAAAUGUGUGAAUAUGGGUAAAAAAGGUGAAAAUGUGUGAAUAUGUGUGAAAAAAAGUGAGAAAAUGUGUGAACAUGGGUAAAAAAAGGUGAAAAAUGUGUGAAUAUGGGUGAAAAGGUGGAAAAGAAAGGGUGGAA
Messenger RNA from Hirundo rustica (Barn swallow), 2049 nucleotides. Its product is annotated as YLP motif-containing protein 1. The record is from RefSeq and is a predicted model, not a curated record. Gene Ontology annotation, biological process: protein insertion into mitochondrial inner membrane. Gene Ontology annotation, cellular component: TIM22 mitochondrial import inner membrane insertion complex. Lineage: Eukaryota; Metazoa; Chordata; Aves; Passeriformes; Hirundinidae.